Rattus rattus (black rat) is the source of this 1995-nucleotide messenger RNA. RefSeq names its product solute carrier family 35 member C2 (gene Slc35h1). Bases 303 to 1397 code for a protein of 364 amino acids. Gene Ontology annotation, molecular function: antiporter activity. The record is from RefSeq and is a predicted model, not a curated record. Gene Ontology annotation, biological process: UDP-glucose transmembrane transport. The transcript has 9 exons. Gene Ontology annotation, cellular component: cis-Golgi network; Golgi apparatus; endoplasmic reticulum-Golgi intermediate compartment. NCBI's taxonomy places the organism in Eukaryota, Metazoa, Chordata, Mammalia, Rodentia, Muridae.
CCCGUGGCCUCUGGUCUCUUGGUGGCCAGAGCUGGUCUGUACCUGACCCCGCCUCUCUUCUCUCCAGCUGUGUAGCUGGGGACCCGUGACCGUUGCAUCCAGCUAACCAUGGAACAGUUUGGCUCCAGCCACCAGCCCCUUAGGUGAGGACUCCGUCAAGGGCCCACUGCCCAUUCCGCAUCAUGGAGGCCGAGAGGACUCUUCCAGCCAGGGGAGCCGCCCUUUGAAAACGGUGGUCCAGUCCUGCUGGUUCUCCCUGCCAGCCACCUUUAAGAGAGGCCCCUGUUCCUGCUGGCCCACGGAUGGGGAGGUGGGCCCUGGACGUCGCCUUUGUGUGGAAGGCAGCGCUGACCCUGGGCCUGGUUCUUCUAUAUUACUGCUUCUCCAUAGGCAUCACGUUCUACAACAAAUGGCUCACAAAGAGCUUCCACUUUCCCCUCUUCAUGACCAUGCUGCACCUGGCCGUGAUCUUCCUCUUCUCCGCCCUGUCCAGGGCACUGGUCCAGUGCUCCAGCCACAGGGCCCGGGUGGUGCUCAGCUGGACUGACUACCUCAGAAGAGUGGCCCCCACAGCACUGGCAACAGCACUUGACGUGGGCCUGUCCAACUGGAGCUUCCUCUACAUCACUGUGUCGCUGUACACGAUGACCAAAUCCUCUGCUGUGCUCUUUAUCCUGAUCUUCUCUCUGAUCUUCAAGCUGGAGGAGCUGCGUGCAGCGCUGGUCCUGGUGGUCCUGCUCAUUGCUGGCGGCCUCUUCAUGUUUACCUAUAAGUCCACGCAGUUCAACGUGGAGGGCUUUGCCUUGGUGCUGGGGGCUUCGUUCAUUGGCGGCAUCCGCUGGACCCUUACGCAAAUGCUUCUUCAGAAAGCCGAUCUCGGUCUCCAGAAUCCCAUUGACACCAUGUUCCACCUGCAGCCACUCAUGUUUCUGGGGCUCUUCCCUCUCUUUGCCAUAUUCGAAGGUCUCCAUUUGUCCACCUCUGAGAAGAUCUUCCGCUUCCAGGACCCGGGCCUGCUCCUGUGGGUUCUGGGGAGCCUCCUCCUCGGAGGGAUUCUGGCCUUUGGCUUGGGCUUCUCUGAGUUCCUCUUGGUCUCCAGAACCUCGAGCCUCACACUCUCCAUCGCUGGCAUUUUUAAGGAAGUCUGCACCCUGCUGUUGGCAGCUCACCUGCUGGGUGACCAGAUCAGCCUCCUGAACUGGCUGGGCUUCGCCCUCUGCCUCUCUGGCAUCUCCCUGCACGUGGCCCUCAAGGCCCUACAUUCCAGAGGUGAUGGUGGCCCUAAGCCCCGGAAGGGCCUGGGCUCCAGCGCCGACCUGGAGCUGUUGCUCCAGAGCAGCCAGCAGGAGGAGGACAACGGUGAAGAGGAGUAUUUCAUGACCCAGGGGCAGCAGUGACCAGCGCGGAAGCGGCAGAAGCAGACCGCUCUCCAGUCGACCGCUCUCCAGUCGCCACUGCUCCAGUCGCCACUGCUCCAGGGGCCCGGCUGGUUCCUCAGAGCAGCUGCAAGUGGUGGCCGCAGAGCCACCGGCCAGAGCUCUGAGGCUCCUGUUCUCUCCUGUGCAGCUUGGUCCCACAUAGCGAAGCCAGGCUCACCUGGAAUCUGAGCUGUCAGUGAAGGGAGCCAGCGGCCUGUCCACGGUUGCUCUGGCUCUCAGAGGUGAGGUAGUUUCUCAGGUUCAGACUGUGGGGCAUCUGGGAAGGAGUCAUGGAGAGGCUGGGCCUCAUCACCUGGACAGCAGCUUCCUCGGAGAGUAGAUUUAUUUAUAGUUGAAAUAAUGAUUUCCUUCUCCACAGCACAAUGUUGCCUAAGGCACGAGAGCAAGGAGAGCCCUGGGGCCUGGCCUCUCCUCCGUUCCCUGCCUGGGGCCUGGCCUCUGCCCUGCCUUCUGUAGCUCAUGCUCCUGUUUGUGCCCCAGGCCCCAUCCUUGGGGCCACACCAUGGACCCACAGCAGGAAAUAAAUGCGUGUUUGCCCAGUGCCAUCUUCUGGAGA